AUGCUUUUCGCUCUAACUGUCUUCUGGCUCUUCCUGGUCAACGCUAACGCUGACUCUGGUUGCGUCGACUACCAUGGAUUGAGUGAGCAUUACAUACGGCGCAACCUACAAUUCAACCCCAGCCUGGUUUGGAAAAAUGAUCUUGCUAGUGAGGCUUGUGAUGUAGCAAAGGGUGCUAAUAUAUUCACAGGUGAUUUCAAACUCGAGGCGGAGAGGAGAUUCAAAGCUGGUCAAGCACCGUCGACCGUCAGGGAGAAAGCGCGCCGAACCAUCUUUUACCUGAAAGAUAAUGCUUAUAAUGUUGCUAAUAUGCGCUCGGUACGACCGGAGUUUGGAUGCAACAGCUUCCUUCAAGGAGAUAUCAUGAAAGUAGUUUGCCUCUACAGGGAAAGUGAUGAAUAA
This is a messenger RNA of Cooperia oncophora, 402 nucleotides long. The record is from the annotation of a GenBank genome assembly. NCBI's taxonomy places the organism in Eukaryota, Metazoa, Nematoda, Chromadorea, Rhabditida, Trichostrongylidae.